Molecule: messenger RNA, 384 nt
Organism: Mesorhabditis belari
Lineage: Eukaryota; Metazoa; Nematoda; Chromadorea; Rhabditida; Rhabditidae
Source: the annotation of a GenBank genome assembly
AUGAAAUAUGAUAUUCGAGCCACGCAGAAUGAUGCCGUUUACAGUGCGACAUUGGUUGUUUGGGAAAUUAUGGAGGGAAGAGUCGUAUUCGGCGAGUACGGAAAGCGGGGCAACUUUCGGCAUGACGACUUUUUGCAUGGGAUUUCUGAUAGAAAACUCCAACAAUUGGAACCACCAUCAUGCGAAAAUGAUAAUUUGAAAGAAAUAAUGAGAAGAGGUUUGAGUUUUGAUCAUUCAUUGCGACCAAAUGCUCUCGAAGCGUACUCCUUUUUAACCAGAACGUAUACACUGAUCAAUGAAUGUCUUCAAGCACAACUACGAGAUCCUUCAACUUGGGGACUUUUGGAAGACGGUAUCGAAUCGAGGAAUCGGCGAAAUAAAGCA